Messenger RNA from Chrysochloris asiatica (Cape golden mole), 1056 nucleotides. Its product is annotated as zinc finger protein 135-like. The transcript is spliced from 3 exons. NCBI's taxonomy places the organism in Eukaryota, Metazoa, Chordata, Mammalia, Afrosoricida, Chrysochloridae. The record is from RefSeq and is a predicted model, not a curated record. The coding region runs from base 1 to 1056 and encodes 351 amino acids.
AUGUCGGACGUGUGCGGGCCUCACAGUCACCACGCCCUUGGAGAUCUGCCCUGUGAAUAUAAGCAAUGUGAUAAGACUUUCAGUGAGGACUUACCCUUCACUAAGCAGGUAAGAACUCACAGUGGAGAGAGACCUCAUGAAUGUAAGGAAUGCGGGAAAGCCUUUUCUUACCUCUCGGCCCUCACUAGACACUUACGGACUCACAGUGAAGAGAGGCCUUACGAAUGUAACGAGUGUGGGAAAGCCUUUAGUGACGCCUCAUCUCUCUCCAAACAUUUAAGAACUCACACUGGAGAGAGACCCUAUGGAUGUAAAGUGUGUGGGAAAACCUUUGCGUGUUCCUCCAACCUUAGCAAACAUGUGAGAACUCACAGUGCGGAGAGGCCCUAUGAAUGUCAGGAAUGUGGGAGAGCCUUCAGUGAGGCCUCGUACCUUACUCGACACAUAAGAACUCACAGUGGGGAGAGGCCGUACGAGUGUAAGGAGUGUGGGAAGGCUUUUAGCUACGCCUCGACCCUCACUCGACAUGUAAGGACUCACAGUGGGGAGAGGCCCUAUGAGUGUAAGGAAUGUGGGAAAGCCUUCAGUCGGCACUCUCAUCUCACUAAGCACAUAAGAAGAAUUCACAGUGGAGAGAGACCUUAUAAAUGUAAGGAAUGUGGAAAAGCCUUUUGUGAUUCUUCAACCCUCACCAUACAUACAAGAACUCACACAGGAGAGAGACCUUAUGAAUGUAAGGAAUGUGGGAAAGCCUUCAGGCAGCUCUCAGCACUCAUUACACAUGUAAGGGCUUACAGUGGAGAGAGACCAUACGAAUGUAAACAAUGUGGGAAAGCCUUCAUUUGUUCCUCUACUCUCACUUCACAUAUAAGAACUCACACUGGAGAGAGGCCCUAUGAAUGUAAGGAAUGUGGAAAAGCCUUCAGGCAGCUCUCAACCCUUAAUAAACACAUAAGGACUCACAGUGGAGAGAGGCCCUAUGAAUGCAAGGAAUGUGGGAAAGCCUUCCGGCAGCUCUCAACACUCACUACACAUAUUAGAAUUCAUAAUGGAUAG